Messenger RNA from Dictyostelium purpureum, 4392 nucleotides. RefSeq lists its product as uncharacterized. The coding region runs from base 162 to 4241 and encodes 1359 amino acids. Gene Ontology annotation, cellular component: membrane. The transcript is spliced from 3 exons. Lineage: Eukaryota; Evosea; Eumycetozoa; Dictyosteliales; Dictyosteliaceae. The record is from RefSeq and is a predicted model, not a curated record. Gene Ontology annotation, molecular function: lipid carrier activity.
CAUCACACAACCAUAUAAUUUAUAAUAGUAAUAAUAUAAUAAUAAUUAUAAUUAGCACACUUUUUUAUAAUAUAAUAAAUAAUCUAAUAUACAUAUACAUAUAAAUAUAAAUACAAAAUAAAUAAAUAAAUAAAUAAAUAUUUAUAAUUUUUUUAUAAAUAAUGAUCAAAAAAUUAUUAAUAUUAUUAUAUUAUUUUUUUAUAAUACAAAUAUUGCUAUUUAAUAGUGAAAAUGUGGUAAAUUCUCAACAGCCUUUUCCAUAUAAUACAACCAAGGGAUGCUCAAUGUAUGGUGUAAACUCAAGUUUUGUUGAGGAAAAGGAUUUCGAUCCAUUGUCAAACCAACAUAUAUCAAAACACACCUGUCAAUUCACACAUCCAGAAUAUUCAGAAUUAUCUUGUUGCAAUUAUGAUCAAACAAAAAUAUUAAAGGUUAAUAUGGAAAUAGCUCAAACUAUUUUUGGUAGAUGCCAGUCUUGUAUGAUCAAUAUCUAUAGUUUAUGGUGUGCAUCUUCUUGCAGUCCAUACCAAAGAUCAUUUAUGGUACCAACUAAAGUUGACAACAAAACAGAGCAAAUUUUAGAAAUAGAUUUUUAUUUACACCCUCACUUUGCAGUAGGCCUGUAUAAUUCAUGUAAAGAUGUUCAAACUAGUGGUUCACCAAAAUUUGGUGAAAUGUACAAAACUCCAAUGGAUUUUUUUAAAGGUUUGUUUUCACCACCUAAUAACCCUACCUUUCAAGCUUUAAAUUGGAUUUUCGAUGAAAAAGGCUAUGAUGCAGAAAUUUUACCGUGUUCCGAAAGAUGUUCAUGUGAUCAAUGUAGCGACGCAUGUAUUCCGCCCCCAUCUUACAAAGAUUUGGGUUUAUUAAAUAGUACGAUACCACAGUCACACUUAAAUAUAGAAAUACCAUAUGUUACUGUUUGGAUUGUAUGGAUAUUUUUACUAUUCUUAUUAUCUUUACUAUUAGGUUCAACUGCAUGGCUAAUAUUCAAAUAUGUAAUAAAGAAUAAUUAUUUUUCUAAUCGUUCCUUCAAAAUUAUAGUAAUUUCAAUUUUAUCAUUAAUCUUUAUCAGUACAAUAUUGAUACCAUUUUUAUCAACUGGCGAUGUUUUAUUACACGACCAAACCUCCUGUUUAUGGGAAAUGGAAAACGGAAACCAAUGGAACUGCACAUUUGCGCUAGGAAUAGCUCUUUAUGUUAUUUUUUCACUAUUAAUACUUUCAAUUGUUAUAAUAGCAUGUAUAAUUAUUGAUAAAAAUAAAAGACUACAAAAUAAUAAUAGACUACCAUUACCAAUAAAUAAUAGAGGCAUAAACAAUAGCGAUUCAGAUUCAGAUUUAUCACCCGUUAUUAGAUCAAAUAAUAUUCAAGAAGAUUAUGAUAAUGGAUCAUCAAUCAGAGAUAAUAAUUAUUUUAGAGAGCCUCGAAUUCAAGAUGAACAAUUUAAGUUUUCAAAUUUUAUUCAGAAGUUUUUCUAUUGGUAUGGAAUUAAGGUCACAUCUAAGCCAAUUUUAGUUUUAAUUCUUUGUCUAGUUUUUACUGCUUGUAUUGGUAUAGGCAUAAUGAAAUUAAGAAUUGAAGAAGAUCCUGUUAAGCUAUGGGUAUCCCCUCAAAGUAGAUCAGCUCAAGAGAAAGCAUUUUUUGACGAAAACUUUGGUCCAUUCUAUAGAGUCCAACAAAUGAUCAUUACACCAAAAGAUACUAAGAAAUAUCCAUCAGUUCUUUAUAAAGAUCUUUUAACCGAGUUAAUUACAAUGGAACUAGAGUUGAUGUCAUUAUCAACUGUUUAUAAAGGAAAAAAUGUUACACUAGAUACAUUGUGCUUCGAACCUACAAAAAAGGGAUGCUUGGUUGAAAGUGUCAGUGCAUAUUGGCAAAGAAGCUUAAAGGUAUUAGAAACCACAACAAAUAUAACCGACUAUUUCAUUAAUUGCCAAUCAAAUCCAUUACUUCCGAGCUGUAUGGAUACUAUCGGAACACCAGUAUUACCAAAGGUUGUGUUGGGUGGCUGGAAAGAAGAAGCAUAUCAAGCAAAAGCUUUUGUUGUUACUUUUCUUUUAAACAACCCAAAUUCAAUGGUAGACACAGCAAUGGCAUGGGAAAAUGUUUGGAUUGCAAAGGUUCAAGAGUACACACAAAACAAAACAUCUCUAUUUUAUAUCACAUACAAUGCACAAAGAUCUGUUCAAGACGAAUUAUCACGUGAAAGUGAAGCUGAUAUUCCAACAAUUAUCAUCAGUUACUCUGUAAUGUUUUUAUAUAUCUCCUUAGCUCUCGGAAGCUACUAUCCAUUCCCACGUAGAUUUUCAUCAUUCUUUGUACGUUCAAGAUUUGCAUUGGGCUUGUCUGGAAUCGUUAUUGUAGCCUGCUCAAUUAUUAUUUCUGUUGGUAUCUGUUCAAUUUUAAAUAUUCAUGCAACUCUAAUUAUCUCGGAAGUUAUCCCAUUCUUGGUAUUGGCCAUUGGUGUAGAUAAUAUAUUUAUUAUUGUAAAUACUUUUGAAUCGAUUCAUAUUACAAGAUAUAGUCCAAGUGGUCAACAAAUUAAUCCAAUUCCUGAGGAAUCAUUAGCCAAAACUCUAUCACAGGUUGGUCCAUCAAUUGCCUUAGCAUCUCUUAGUGAAUCACUAGCAUUCCUUUUAGGUUCCCUUACGAAUAUGCCUGCAGUCCAAGCUUUUUCAUUUUAUGCAUCAAUCGCAGUUUUCUUUGAUUUUCUUUUGCAAAUUACCGCAUUUUCCUGCCUACUUGUUUUGGAUUGCAAACGUACACAAUCUAGAAGAAUCGAUUGCUUCCCAUGUAUUAGACUAAAUGAUACAGAAAACUCUGACGAUGAAGAUGAAAAGAAGCCACUUUUCAAUGAAGAGGAUGAAAAUGGGCUACUAGAAGAUUCAGAUGCUUUGAAUGUAGUGGAUGGUAUUAUACCAAGAAAUCAACAAGUAAAACCAAUUAAAAAGAAAUCAACAUUGCUUCAAGUUUUAUUUAAAAAAUAUUAUGCUCCAUUUUUAAUGAACCCAUUGGUUAAACUAUUUGUAGUUAUCAUCUUUGUUGCCAUGCUUUUAACAAGUAUCAAUUAUUCCUAUCAAAUUACAUUGGGAUUAGACCAAAGAAUAGCAUUACCCAGAGAUAGUUAUUUACAAGGUUACUUUACCCAAAUGAAUAAAUAUUUGGAAGUAGGUCCCCCAAUGUAUAUAGUUUCAAGAGGUGGCUACGAUUUUUCAAAUGUCUCUGUUCAAAAUGAAUUUUGUACAAUAGGUGGGUGCAACAAUAACUCUGUAGUAAAUUUAUUUAACGGUGCUCCUUAUAUUACAAGUGGUAUCUCCAGUUGGCUAGACGAUUAUUUAUCAUGGACCCAAAUCCAAUCUUGUUGCUAUGCUUAUGAGAAUGGUACUUUUUGUAAUGGUGACCCUUCAUGUAAACCAUGCUUCUCUAUCAACGAUAAUGGAAGACCUUCGCCAGAUCUAUUCUAUAAAUACCUCCCAGAUUUUAUUGGAUCCCCUAACACAGAUCAGUGCCCAUUAGCCGGUUUCGCCUAUACGUCUGAUGUAAACUACAAAGAUGGUAAAAUACUUGCAUCCCGUUUUGAUGGCUAUUUAACACCACUUAGAACUCAAAAUGACUUUAUCAAUGCACUCAAAACAGUUAGAUAUAUUUCAGAUCAUUCAAAUAUGGAUAUUUUCUCUUACUCAAUUGUAUUCACCUUUUUCGAACAAUAUUUAACAAUUGAACAGGUGGCACUAAAAACUAUUUUGUUGGCUUUGGCGGGUGUCUUUUUGGUUAGCUUAGUACUACUAAUGAAUGUAGUGGUUGCUCUAUUAGUUGUUAUUUCUGUUGGUCUAUGUGUUGUCAAUCUACUCGGUGUUAUGACUCUUUGGAACAUAAGCUUAAAUGCAAUUUCAGUUGUAAACAUUGUAAUGGGAAUUGGUAUUGCAAUUGAAUUCAGUGUCCAUAUUGCUUUCAAAUAUAUAAAGGCUCCAGAUCACUUCAGUAGAAAUAAGAGAGUACGUUAUUCAAUUAGCGAAAUGGGUAGCUCAAUUAUAAAUGGCAUUUUCUUUACCAAACUUUUAGGUGUAUCAGUUUUAGGUUUUAGCAACUCUGAGAUUUUCGUGGUUUAUUAUUUCAGACAAUAUAUGGCCAUUAUCAUUUUAUCAGCUCUUCACGGUUUAGUAUUAUUACCAGUUUUACUUUCUCUCAUCAAUCACAGAAUUUUCUCUUUUAAUAAAUUUUGCAAAAAAAAUAAUUAAUUAUUUAUUUUUUUUUAAUUAAAUAAAAAUAAAUAUAUUAAUUUAAAUUUAAAUCAAAUAGUAUAUUUCUUUAGUAACAAUAUAUAAUUAUUACAAAUAAAUAUAACAAUUUAUAAAAAAAAAUUCUUUUAAUAAAUUAAUAGUUUUUUUU